AUGGAUCCGCUGGCGGGCGCCGUUUGCCGCCUGCUCUGCCCCGCGCUACUGCUGCUGCUGCUGCCGUUGCUCCUGCUGCUGCCGCCACUUGCGGACGCCGGGCUCGCAGCCGACGCCGCCGACCCCCCGGGCGGACCCUUGGGGCAUGGAGCCGAGCGCAUCCUGGCGGUGCCGGUGCGCACUGACUCCCAGGGCCGCUUGGUGUCCCACGUGGUGUCGGCAGCUACAGCCGGGGUUCGGACCCGCAGGGCUGCACCGGUUUGGAACCCGGGCUUCCUUGGAGAUAGCGAGGAAGACCCUGGUGGCCGCCUCUUCUACAAUGUCACCGUCUUCGGCAGAGAUCUGCAUCUGCGAUUGCGGCCCAACGCCCGUCUCGUGGCACCUGGAGCCACAGUGGAGUGGCAGGGCGAGUCUGGAGUCACCCGCGUGGAGCCCCUCCUUGGAACCUGCCAAUACGUCGGGGAUGUGGUGGGUUUGGCUACAGAUUCCUCUGUGGCUCUCAGCAACUGUGAUGGACUGGCUGGCCUGAUCCGGAUGGAAGAGGAGGAGUUCUUCAUUGAGCCCCUGGAGAAAGGGCUGGCAGCACAGGAGGGUGAGCAGGGCCGUGUGCACGUGCUGUAUCGACGUCCACCCACCCCAGGGUCCCUUCCUCCUGGGAUACCACAGAGCCUGGACACAGGGGUCUCCUCAGGUAGCCUGGACAGCCUCAGUCGGGCCUUGGGCGUGCUGGAAGAACGAGUCAACAGCUCUAGGCGGAGGGCACGCAGACACGCUACUGAUGACGACUACAACAUUGAAGUUCUGCUGGGUGUGGACGACUCUGUGGUCCAAUUCCAUGGGAAGGAGCAUGUGCAGAAAUACUUGCUUACGCUCAUGAACAUUGUCAACGAGAUCUAUCACGAUGAGUCCUUGGGAGCGCAUAUCAACGUCGUCCUUGUUCGGAUCAUCCUGCUAAGUCACUCGAAGUCCAUGAGUCUCAUCGAGAUUGGGAACCCAUCCCAGAGCCUAGAGAAUGUCUGCCGCUGGGCUUACCUCCAGCAGAAACCAGACACAGACCACGAUGAAUACCACGACCACGCCAUCUUCCUCACCCGACAGGACUUCGGGCCUUCAGGCAUGCAAGGCUACGCUCCUGUUACUGGAAUGUGCCACCCGGUUCGCAGCUGCACCCUGAACCAUGAAGACGGUUUCUCCUCCGCAUUUGUGGUAGCCCAUGAGACUGGCCAUGUGCUUGGCAUGGAGCACGAUGGGCAAGGUAACCGCUGUGGUGACGAGGUGAGGCUGGGCAGCAUCAUGGCGCCCCUGGUGCAGGCCGCUUUCCACCGCUUCCAUUGGUCUCGAUGCAGCCAGCAGGAGUUGAACCGCUACCUCCAUUCCUACGACUGCCUGCGAGAUGACCCUUUCGCCCAUGACUGGCCAGCAUUGCCGCAGCUCCCGGGUCUGCACUAUUCCAUGAAUGAGCAGUGCCGCUUCGACUUCGGUCUAGGUUACAUGAUGUGCACGGCGUUCCGAACCUUCGACCCCUGUAAGCAGCUGUGGUGCAGCCACCCUGACAACCCCUACUUUUGUAAGACCAAGAAGGGUCCCCCACUGGAUGGAACCAUGUGUGCACCUGGCAAGCACUGCUUUAAAGGACACUGUAUCUGGCUGACACCUGACAUCCUCAAACGGGACGGAAACUGGGGUGCUUGGAGUCCAUUUGGCUCCUGUUCCCGCACCUGUGGCACAGGUGUGAAGUUCAGGACCCGCCAGUGUGACAACCCACACCCAGCCAAUGGGGGCCGCACCUGCUCAGGCCUUGCCUACAAUUUCCAGCUCUGCAAUCCUCAGGACUGCCCUGACAUGCAAGCCGACUUCCGAGAGGAGCAGUGCCGCCAGUGGGACCUGUACUUCAAGCAUGGCGAUUCUCAGCAUCAUUGGCUGCCCCACGAGCACCGGGACGCCAAAGAGCGCUGCCACCUACACUGCGAGUCCAAGGAGACUGGGGAGGUGGUGUCCAUGAAGCGCAUGGUGCACGACGGGACACGCUGCUCCUACAAGGAUGCCUUCAGUCUCUGUGUGCGCGGGGACUGCAAGAAGGUGGGUUGUGAUGGGGUGAUCGGCUCCAGCAAGCAGGAGGACAAAUGCGGCGUAUGUGGAGGAGACAACAGUCACUGCAAAGUGGUCAAGGGAACAUUUACGCGCUCGCCCAAGAAACAUGGUGGCUACAUCAAGAUGUUCGAGAUCCCAACAGGAGCCAGACAUCUGCUCAUCCAGGAGGUGGACACCACCAGCCAUCAUUUGGCUGUCAAGAACCUGGAGACGGGCAAGUUCAUUUUAAAUGAAGAGAAUGAUGUGGCUCCUAACUCCAAGUCCUUCAUUGCCAUGGGUGUGGAGUGGGAAUACCGUGACGAAGACGGACGGGAGACCCUACAGACCAUAGGCCCCCUCCACGGCACCAUUACUGUCCUGGUUACCCCUCAGGGAGACACCCGGAUCUCACUGACCUACAAAUACAUGAUCCAUGAGGACUCCCUCAACGUCGACGACAACAAUGUCCUGGAAGAGGACUCCAUGAACUAUGAGUGGGCUCUGAAGAAGUGGUCCCCCUGCUCCAAACCCUGUGGUGGAGGAUCACAAUUCACCAAGUAUGGUUGCCGCAGGAAGCUAGAUCACAAGAUGGUUCACCGAAGCUUCUGUGAUGCUGUGGAGAAACCCAAAGCUAUUCGCCGCGCUUGCAACCCAGAAGAGUGCUCCCAACCCAUAUGGGUGACAGGCGAGUGGGAGCCAUGUAGCCAGAGCUGUGGGCGGAUGGGCAUGCAAUCCCGCUCCGUGCGUUGCAUCCAACCUCUGCACGACAACACCAACCGCUCUGUGCACACCAAGCACUGCAAUGAUGCCAGACCUGAGGGCCGCCGGGCCUGCAACCGUGAGCUCUGCCCUGGCCGCUGGCGGGCUGGACCCUGGUCCCAGUGCUCAGUGACCUGCGGGAAUGGCACCCAGGAGAGGCCAGUCCUCUGUCGAACCUUAGAUGACAACUUUGGCAACUGCCAAGAAGAGCGGCCAGAGACAGCUCGAAUCUGUAGGCUUGGCCCUUGUCCGCGAAACAUCUCUGACCCUUCCAAGAAAAACUACGUGGUUCAGUGGCUGUCCCGCCCGGAUCCUGAUGCACCCAUUGCCAAGACCUCGUCAAAGGACCGCUGCCAAGGUGACAAGUCAAUGUUUUGUAGAAUGGAAGUCUUGUCUCGAUACUGCUCUAUCCCAGGCUACAACAAGCUCUGCUGCAAGUCCUGUAACCUAUACAACAUCAGCAACAUAGAUAACAGGACAGAGCCACCACCUGGGAAAAACAAUGACAUUGAAGGGCUCAUGCCCACCCUCCCAGUGCCCACAAUAGUCAUGGAUGUUCAGCCUUCAGCAGAUUCCUCCUUGGAAGUCCCACUCAAUGCCUCCAGCACCAAUGCCACUGAGGAUCACCCAGAGACCAAUGCUGUAGAUGUACCCUACAAAAUCCAUGGUCUGGAUGAUGAAGUCCAGCCUCCCAACCUAAUCCCUCGACGACCGAGCCCAUAUGAAAAGACCAGAAACCAACGAAUCCAAAAGUUCAUUGAUGAGAUGCGGAAGAAAGAGCUGCUCGGAAAGUUCUAA
Messenger RNA from Chrysochloris asiatica (Cape golden mole), 3627 nucleotides. It is a transcript of the gene ADAMTS2, whose product is annotated as ADAM metallopeptidase with thrombospondin type 1 motif, 2. The coding region runs from base 1 to 3627 and encodes 1208 amino acids. Gene Ontology annotation, biological process: extracellular matrix organization; proteolysis. The transcript has 22 exons. The record is from RefSeq and is a predicted model, not a curated record. Gene Ontology annotation, molecular function: metalloendopeptidase activity; zinc ion binding. Lineage: Eukaryota; Metazoa; Chordata; Mammalia; Afrosoricida; Chrysochloridae.